This is a messenger RNA of Struthio camelus australis, 5349 nucleotides long. NCBI's taxonomy places the organism in Eukaryota, Metazoa, Chordata, Aves, Struthioniformes, Struthionidae. The record is from RefSeq and is a predicted model, not a curated record.
GGUUGGAUUUUGUUUUCUACCACAUAUUUUGCAUUAUUCCUCUUAUUUUCUUCUGAGUUGAUGCUGUUGUAAUAAAGCUCCAGAGCACAAUUGCAAUGGAAACCCACACGUAGAAGGGAUGCCAAGGACAUCAACGAGUCAGAUUCACUAAAUAUUUUUGUUUCAUCUUCUAAUGUCAGUUGCUACUCACAAUCUUGACCCAUCAGAUAAAAUACCACAAAGUUAAAUAUUGCAAAUAGUCUUUCUUUAAGAACAGAACCAACCUCUACCUCAUCUAGGCAUCAUGCAAUGACCAAGGUAGUUAUUUAAAUGGAUCAGGAGAGGAAAAUGUAAAAAAACUUUACACUUUAGUACAAAAAAUUACCAUACACGAUUAUAGGUGUGAAGUAGAGUCCUUUCCAUGUGCACAUUGCAUGAACUCUUGCUGCUUGCAGCUGCACAAGGGUAGAGAGGGCACUUUCUCCAUGAUGCACAUUCCACCCAAGUAGCUGGAAAACAGAAAUGGGGGGGUCUAUCCAACCCUUGCUUCAGCUCUGAACCCCCCAGUGCAGCAAGCAGCUGGGACAGGACUUCAGAAAGCACCUUCCAAGAACUGAGACGCUAAGCCUGGAGGAACUAGGGCUCAACUAGAAACUCAUCAUUCACACAGGAGUAAAAUACUGCUCCAGGUAUGAGUCUUCGGAGGGAGUUUCCCUAUGGGAAACAAUUUCUUUGAUGUGGUAUUUUCAGGUAAUUAGCAGGGAAAAGAAAAUAAACCUCUGCCUGAACUGUUCCACACAAGACAGAUGAUAAAUGUUUAGAACUGGCUGAGCAGAGACCGGAAUGACCCAUGCCUACAGCAGGUAAAGGGAGCUUCAUGUUGACAUCUUCCCCUACCUUCCAUUCUCUCUCCCCAGAGGACCCCAGGGCUACACACGUUCUCAAAAUGCACCUGGCCAAGCUUCUCCGAGCAUACAACAGCCAAUGCUGCCACUGAAACAGUUGAGUUGCCUGGAGUUUCAAUAGGGAAAAGCCCUAGAGUGCUAAAAUACCUGUGAGAAGGAACUUCACAAACACUGCCAUUGCUAACAGAAAGCUCAGGGUGUCACUUCAGGGUGUUGAGAGUGCUGCUAACAGAUGUCCCUGCACCCAAAAGUGACCCAGAACCUACAAGGACCAGAGCAGAGUUUCAGAGGCUCCCAUGGUGAGAGUAGGAGCACAGGACACUCUUAGCACUCAGUGCCGCUUCAGAAACACCAGAGCCAUCUCCCAAACUGGGAGGAUUUCAUCCUUUUGGUUCAAAUCCAUCAAAAUGCUGAUGUGCACGAUGAAUGCUGGAUCUGGUACCCUCCACCAACAGCACUUCAACUUCCCUCUAGAAGCAACAUCCUCCCUCCUCCCAGAGGGAGUAUAAAGCCUGCCUGACCUCUGUACCGUCCAUAGUGGCGCAUGCAAAAAAAGAAAAAAAAAGCUCAAGCUACACUAGCAUAUCUAGGCACAGGAGAAUCCUGUAUUCCCCUUCACAAGGGAAGGGGAAUCCUUGCUGGCUCAGUGACAGCAGUCCUACCCACUACUUGCAUGUGACAUCAGCUCUUAGCUACCCUGCACCACUCUCCUUUUACCUCAGACAUCUCCACAGUCUGUAAUAUACACUAAACACAUGCAUUCCACAGCCCCCUUCUGCUGUCAGCCACCACUCCAGCCAGAGUCUCCCAGCUUGGGUGCAGGCUGCUAGCUGAAAUCUUACAGCCCCUGCCUUCAAAUCUCAGCUGCAGAAGUGCUCACAAGUGAUAUCUGCAACUAAACUGCAGGUAGCCUAGCAAAUGAUACAGGAGAGAGGUGUUCUGAUUUGAUGACUCAAGACAAGUGGGCAGACUGAGCUGGGUUUGGUUAGUAAAUAAACCUAUCACCAUUCCUUUGGAUGCCUCACUUCCCAUAUCGGAAAGCUAGAAACCAUAUAAAAGUUGCUGGGUCUCACAGCACAGCAUUCAUUCAGCUUUGCUCGGUUGUAUGUGCCAUCAGAACUGAGAAGGGUAAGUCCAUUUCUGCUGAACGGAGAGAUUCUUCCCCUUUUCUAUUUAUAAUUGUAGAACAGAAAUGCCUCAGUAAAGUAAACUUGAUGGGUGAUAGCUUGAAAGGCAGGAAAGUUGCUUUGAUUAAUUUAAAUCUCCUAAUGAUGUCAAUAGAAAUAAAACAAUCCCAUGAUGCUGGAAGCAAUGUGAUUCAUCACUACAGAGAUCCAGAUAGAAGAGUUUUGGGAUAAAAGACUUCAAAUGAUAGGUUCAUUAUCUUGAGCAAUCUCUUGAAAGUGCAAGGCUUUUCUAAGUUGCUGUGAUCCAUGGAUCACACUGAACUUAAAAGAAAGGCAGUUCACUGACUAUAGAUAUCCUUUUAAUGUUAUUGUGCUGUAAAAGGGUCCCUCUGGAUGGUGGAAAUUAUCGUUGACAGCAGCAGCUUCUCUUGAAGCUCAUUUUCACAAGGCUCAGCAGUGUCUCCUUGGUGCUCCUUCCUAACAGUUCUCUUCCUUGCAGGGUUGCUGCUCAAAGAUGUGCUCCCGACAGAACUCCGGAGGCUGCCACGAAACAUCCUCCCAGUCCGGGGGAUGCCACAGCAGGGGCUCAUCCUGCCAUGGGGGCAGCUCCUCCAGCUACCAGGCACUGGGCUCCUCUUGCUGCGGGAGCGGAGGCUCCAGCAGCUAUGGUGGGGGCAUGGCCUCGUCCCAGCAGAUCCAAGGAUCCUCCGGCUUCGGCACGGGAGGAGGAUCCAGCGGGGGCUCCAUUAUCAUCUCAUCUGGGGGUGGCAGUGGAGGGUCGUCCGGAUGCUGCACUGGGGGCGGAUCCAGCGGGGGCAGCACCGGUGCCAGUCAGAAGAUCAUUGUUAGCUCUGGAGGUGGAGGAGGUGGCAGCUCAUCCGGGUGCUGCAGCGGAGGAUCCUCAGGCUAUGGAAUAGGAGGAGGAUACAGUGGUGGGUCUUCAGGAGGCAAGAUCAUCAUAGCAGGAGGGGGGAGCAGCGGAGGAUCCUCUGGAGGCUGCAGCGGAGGAUCCUCAGGCUAUGGAAUAGGAGGAGGAUACAGUGGUGGGUCUUCAGGAGGCAAGAUCAUCAUAGCAGGAGGGGGGAGCAGCGGAGGAUCAUCUGGAGGCUGCAGCGGAGGAUCCUCAGGCUAUGGCGUGGGAGGAGGAUACAGUGGUGGCAGCGGGGGAUCAGGCCAGAAGAGCAUUGUCAGCUCUGGAGGUGGAGGUGGCAGCUCAUCCGGGUGCUGCAGCGGAGGAUCCUCAGGCUAUGGCGUGGGAGGAGGAUACAGUGGUGGCAGCGGGGGAUCAGGCCAGAAGAGCAUUGUCAGCUCUGGAGGUGGAGGUGGCAGCUCAUCCGGGUGCUGCAGCGGAGGAUCCUCAGGCUAUGGCGUGGGAGGAGGAUACAGUGGUGGCAGCGGGGGAUCAGGCCAGAAGAGCAUUGUCAGCUCUGGAGGUGGAGGUGGCAGCUCAUCCGGGUGCUGCAGCGGAGGAUCCUCAGGCUAUGGCGUGGGAGGAGGAUACAGUGGUGGCAGCGGGGGAUCAGGCCAGAAGAGCAUUGUCAGCUCUGGAGGUGGAGGUGGCAGCUCAUCCGGGUGCUGCAGCGGAGGAUCCUCAGGCUAUGGCGUGGGAGGAGGAUACAGUGGUGGCAGCGGGGGAUCAGGCCAGAAGAGCAUUGUCAGCUCUGGAGGUGGAGGUGGCAGCUCAUCCGGGUGCUGCAGCGGAGGAUCCUCAGGCUAUGGCGUGGGAGGAGGAUACAGUGGUGGCAGCGGGGGAUCAGGCCAGAAGAGCAUUGUCAGCUCUGGAGGUGGAGGUGGCAGCUCAUCCGGGUGCUGCAGCGGAGGAUCCUCAGGCUAUGGAAUAGGAGGAGGAUACAGUGGUGGGUCUUCAGGAGGCAAGAUCAUCAUAGCAGGAGGGGGGAGCAGCGGAGGAUCCUCUGGAGGCUGCAGCGGAGGAUCCUCAGGCUAUGGCGUGGGAGGAGGAUACAGUGGUGGCAGCGGGGGAUCAGGCCAGAAGAGCAUUGUCAGCUCUGGAGGUGGAGGUGGCAGCUCAUCCGGGUGCUGCAGCGGAGGAUCCUCAGGCUAUGGCGUGGGAGGAGGAUACAGUGGUGGCAGCGGGGGAUCAGGCCAGAAGAGCAUUGUCAGCUCUGGAGGUGGAGGUGGCAGCUCAUCCGGGUGCUGCAGCGGAGGAUCCUCAGGCUAUGGCGUGGGAGGAGGAUACAGUGGUGGCAGCGGGGGAUCAGGCCAGAAGAGCAUUGUCAGCUCUGGAGGUGGAGGUGGCAGCUCAUCCGGGUGCUGCAGCGGAGGAUCCUCAGGCUAUGGAAUAGGAGGAGGAUACAGUGGUGGGUCUUCAGGAGGCAAGAUCAUCAUAGCAGGAGGGGGGAGCAGCGGAGGAUCAUCUGGAGGCUGCAGCGGGGGAUUCAGCAGUGGCAGUGGGGGUUCCUCAGGCCACACAAUCAUCAUCAGCUCCGGAGGAGGCAGCGGAGGGUCCUCCCAGUCCACGCAGCAGAAAUGCCCCAUUGUCAUUCCCAACGUUGAAUCCCAUCAAACCAAGCAGGCCUGCCACUGGCCCUCCAGCCACCAGAAGUAAUGGCCACAGAUGGCCCCGGAGCUCAGCAAGAACAGCCCUGCGCGUGACAGGUCACCAUUUUCUCUCUAGAUCUGAUGCUCUCUUCCCAGUUGGCCUGUUUCCUCCCAGCACAUCCUCUUCUCUUGAUGCUGCAUUGCUGUGAACUCAUUGUGCCAGUGCUCUACCCUGGUGCUGGCUUUACAAUGUCUUUGAUUGGGCUCCAUUGAUUUUUCCAAGAGUAUAUGUAAGAUCUAAUAAAUAUGAUAGUAUCCCAAGGAAGCCUUGUUUUGUUCCUUUAUUCCUCAACAGCCUCUCAUGGUUUUGAAAGCCGGAAAUCUAUUUGAUGAGACAUUUCAUUCUUAAUCUCUCUCUAGAGAAUUUGGUGGGUUGAAUAGUGAAUUGUCAUAAAUGUGGCUCUAAAGACACUUUACAGCCCCAGAAAUUUUUCACUGUUGUCUUCAUCCUGGGCUCAGCACAUUUGCAGAGACUAAGAGCACAGCCUAAAAACAGCAAGCCCCCACAGCUCCCCACCUCCCUUUGGCACUGCUGCUUUCCUUGUGCAGCUGUCUCAGCUCUUGGCUCAAAAUCUCCUGAGGAAGCGGCAGCCAUGGAUGAUGUCCGUGGAAUGGUGCAGUGCUGCUGGGAGACACAGACAAGCCCAACUAGGCUCAGUCCUGAAGUAUAGGGAGUGGUGCUGACCCAUGCUAGCAGCUAUUCCUGCUCAGAGUGGCUGGCAACAAAGGCUCAUGGAAUGCCCUCUUAAUUUAAUUCACUUUAUUUAAUCUCACACCUG